AGCUGGGUGGACUGCGGGGCCAAGUGGGGGAGCAGCGAGGACAGAAAAGCCAUCGGGCGCUCUUGGCGCCCGGGCCGUAUCCGCGAGUCAGUGCUCUGGCACAGCCAGCCUCGAAAGCCGGCCGGUGCGUCUCUGCGGAAUUCCCGGCGCCCCGCCGCGCCCGGCGCUCCCGCCCUCCUGCCCCGCGCUCCCCGCCCUCAUAUCGCGAGACGCGGUGAGAGCUGGCGGAGCGGCGGCCGCGGCAGUAGAGGUGACCGAGGCGGUGGCGGCGCGGGCGGCCCAGAGCGCCGAGUGGGCCCCUGAGCGGCCGGAGUCGCGGUAGAGCGCCCCUCACGCCCCCUGUCCACCCUCCCGCCCGCGCGCCGGGAUGGAGCAGGCCCCGGCGCCCGCGCCCGCGGCGGAAGGGAGCCCCCCGGCGGCUGUGAGCGCGGGCCCCCCCGCGGGGGCGACGGAGGUCGGCGGCGGGGCUCGAGCGGCCUCGUCCCCGCGUGGGAUGGUCCGCGUCUGCGACCUGCUCUUGAAGAAGAAGCCGCCGCAGCAGCCGCACCACAAGGCCAAGCGCCACCGGACCUGCCGUCCCCCCAGCAGCAGCGAGAGCAGCAGCGACAGCGACCACAGCGGCGGCGGCGGCGGCGGCGCUUCAAGCAGCAACAACAGCGAGGAGGAAGAGGAGGACGACGACGACGACGAGGAGGAGGUGUCCGAGGUGGAAUCUUUCAUUUUGGACCAGGAUGAAUUGGAAAAUCCAAUGCUGGAGACAGCUUCCAAGUUGCUCUUGUCGGGUACUGCUGAUGGUGCAGACCUCAGAACAGUAGAUCCAGAGACACAGGCCAGACUGGAGGCUUUGCUGGAAGCAGCAGGAAUAGGCAAGUUAUCCACGGCUGACGGGAAAGCCUUUGCAGACCCCGAGGUACUACGGAGGUUAACGUCAUCUGUUAGCUGUGCGUUGGAUGAAGCUGCUGCUGCACUUACUCGGAUGAGAGCUGAGAGCACAGCAAGUGCAGGGCAGUCGGACAACCGCAGUUUGGCAGAAGCCUGUUCAGAAGGAGAUGUGAAUGCUGUGCGGAAGUUGCUCAUUGAAGGGCGAAGUGUGAAUGAGCACACUGAGGAGGGAGAGAGCCUACUUUGUUUAGCUUGUUCUGCUGGAUACUAUGAGCUUGCCCAGGUCUUGUUGGCAAUGCAUGCAAAUGUGGAAGAUAGGGGAAUCAAAGGUGACAUUACACCUUUAAUGGCUGCUGCUAAUGGAGGACACGUCAAAAUUGUGAAGUUGCUGCUAGCUCAUAAAGCUGAUGUCAAUGCACAGUCUUCAACAGGCAACACAGCACUUACCUAUGCUUGUGCUGGAGGCUAUGUAGAUGUGGUAAAGGUGCUCUUGGAAUCCGGUGCUAGUAUUGAGGACCAUAAUGAAAAUGGUCACACGCCUCUCAUGGAAGCUGGAAGUGCUGGACAUGUGGAAGUAGCCAGAUUGCUGCUAGAAAAUGGGGCUGGCAUUAACACGCAUUCCAAUGAAUUUAAAGAGAGUGCCCUGACAUUAGCUUGUUACAAAGGACACCUAGAAAUGGUGCGGUUUCUUUUGGAAGCAGGAGCAGAUCAAGAGCAUAAAACAGAUGAAAUGCACACUGCCCUAAUGGAAGCUUGCAUGGAUGGCCAUGUUGAAGUAGCUAGAUUACUUCUUGACAGUGGUGCCCAAGUGAACAUGCCUGCAGAUUCAUUUGAGUCACCGUUGACUUUGGCUGCAUGUGGUGGGCAUGUGGAACUUGCUGCUUUACUUAUUGAAAGAGGAGCUAGUUUGGAAGAGGUCAACGAUGAAGGUUAUACACCUUUAAUGGAAGCAGCGCGUGAAGGACAUGAAGAAAUGGUGGCAUUACUUCUAGGCCAAGGAGCAAAUAUCAAUGCACAGACAGAAGAAACUCAAGAAACUGCUUUGACUCUGGCUUGCUGUGGAGGCUUCUUAGAAGUGGCAGACUUUCUCAUCAAGGCAGGGGCUGAUAUAGAACUAGGGUGCUCAACCCCUUUAAUGGAGGCUGCUCAAGAGGGCCAUUUGGAAUUAGUUAAAUACCUACUAGCUGCAGGAGCUAAUGUUCACGCAACAACAGCAACAGGAGAUACAGCACUGACAUAUGCCUGUGAAAAUGGUCAUACUGAUGUAGCAGAUGUCUUACUUCAGGCAGGAGCAGAUCUGGAGCAUGAAUCUGAAGGUGGAAGGACUCCAUUAAUGAAAGCUGCAAGAGCUGGUCAUGUUUGUACUGUUCAGUUCUUAAUUAGUAAAGGAGCGAACGUGAAUAGAACUACAGCUAAUAACGACCAUACUGUGUUGUCCCUGGCUUGUGCAGGGGGCCAUCUGGCAGUGGUGGAACUACUUUUGGCUCAUGGGGCUGACCCUACCCACCGUUUAAAAGAUGGCUCAACUAUGUUGAUAGAAGCAGCAAAAGGUGGCCAUACAAGUGUUGUUUGCUAUCUUUUGGACUAUCCUAAUAACUUACUUUCAGCCCCUCCACCAGAUGUCACUCAGCUGACACCCCCUUCCCACGAUUUAAAUAGGGCACCUCGUGUACCAGUUCAAGCACUGCCCAUGGUUGUCCCACCUCAGGAGCCUGACAAACCACCUGCCAAUAUUGCCACUACUCUUCCCAUCAGGAAUAAAGCUGCUUCUAAACAAAAGUCCAGCAGCCAUUUGCCUGCAAACAGCCAGGAUGUACAGGGUUACAUCACCAAUCAGUCUCCAGAGAGCAUUGUAGAAGAGGCUCAGGGAAAGUUAACAGAACUGGAACAGAGGAUUAAAGAAGCCAUAGAAAAGAAUGCACAACUACAGUCCUUGGAACUCGCUCAUGCUGACCAACUUACCAAGGAGAAGAUUGAGGAGUUGAACAAAACAAGGGAGGAGCAGAUUCAGAAGAAACAAAAGAUUUUGGAGGAACUACAGAAAGUAGAACGAGAGUUACAACUGAAAACACAGCAGCAGCUUAAAAAGCAGUAUCUAGAGGUUAAAGCUCAAAGAAUUCAACUGCAGCAGCAGCAACAACAAUCUUGCCAACACCUGGGACUAUUAACUCCUGUUGGGGUUGGAGAACAUCUUUCCGAGGGAGACUAUGCACGCUUACAGCAAGUGGAUCCUGUUUUGCUUAAAGAUGAACCCCAGCAGACUGCUGCUCAGAUUGGUUUUGCACCAAUCCAGCCUCUGGCCAUGCCUCAAGCUUUGCCUCUGGCGGCAGGUCCCUUGCCUCCAGGGUCCAUCGCAAAUCUUACAGAACUGCAAGGAGUGAUAGUUGGACAGCCAGUACUGGGCCAAGCACAGUUGGCAGGGCUGGGGCAAGGAAUUCUGACAGAAACACAACAAGGGUUAAUGGUAGCCAGCCCUGCUCAGACCCUCAAUGACACGCUGGAUGACAUCAUGGCAGCAGUCAGUGGAAGAGCAUCUGCAAUGUCAAACACUCCUACCCACAGUAUUGCUGCUUCCAUUUCCCAACCUCAGACUCCAACUCCAAGUCCUGUCAUCUCUCCUUCCGCCAUGCUCCCCAUCUACCCUGCCAUUGAUAUUGAUGCACAGACUGAGAGUAAUCACGACACAGCAUUAACACUUGCUUGUGCUGGGGGUCAUGAGGAGCUGGUACAAACACUGCUGGAGAGAGGAGCUAGCAUUGAGCACCGAGAUAAGAAAGGUUUUACUCCACUCAUUUUGGCUGCUACAGCCGGUCAUGUUGGGGUUGUAGAGAUACUGCUGGACAAUGGUGCAGACAUUGAAGCCCAAUCAGAAAGAACCAAGGACACGCCACUCUCCUUGGCUUGUUCUGGGGGCAGGCAAGAGGUGGUGGAGCUGUUGUUAGCACGAGGGGCAAAUAAAGAGCACAGGAAUGUUUCUGAUUAUACACCUCUGAGCCUGGCUGCUUCAGGUGGCUAUGUGAACAUCAUCAAAAUACUACUAAAUGCAGGAGCUGAGAUUAAUUCUAGAACUGGUAGCAAAUUGGGGAUUUCUCCCCUCAUGUUGGCAGCAAUGAAUGGGCACACAGCUGCUGUUAAGCUCCUGUUGGACAUGGGCUCUGACAUAAAUGCUCAAAUAGAAACCAACCGGAACACUGCCCUUACCUUAGCCUGCUUCCAAGGAAGAACUGAAGUAGUUAGUCUUCUGCUUGAUAGAAAAGCGAAUGUUGAACACAGAGCUAAGACUGGCCUCACACCACUAAUGGAAGCUGCCUCUGGUGGAUACGCAGAGGUGGGCAGAGUUCUUUUGGAUAAAGGUGCUGAUGUUAAUGCCCCUCCAGUUCCUUCCUCAAGAGAUACAGCUUUAACCAUAGCAGCAGAUAAAGGGCAUUACAAGUUCUGUGAGCUUCUCAUUGGCAGGGGAGCUCAUAUUGAUGUACGUAACAAGAAGGGGAACACUCCAUUGUGGCUAGCUGCAAAUGGUGGACACCUUGAUGUGGUUCAGUUACUGGUACAAGCAGGUGCUGAUGUAGAUGCAGCAGAUAACCGCAAAAUAACUCCACUUAUGGCAGCAUUUAGAAAGGGUCAUGUGAAGGUGGUACGCUACUUGGUGAAAGAAGUCAAUCAGUUUCCCUCCGAUUCUGAGUGUAUGCGAUACAUAGCGACCAUCACAGAUAAGGAGAUGCUGAAAAAGUGUCAUCUUUGUAUGGAGUCAAUAGUACAAGCCAAAGACAGACAGGCUGCUGAAGCCAACAAGAAUGCCAGCAUUUUGUUAGAGGAGUUAGACCUGGAAAAGUUAAGGGAAGAAAGCCGGAGGCUGGCAUUGGCUGCCAAAAGAGAAAAGAGAAAAGAAAAGAGAAGAAAGAAAAAGGAAGAACAAAGAAGAAAAUUAGAAGAAAUUGAAGCUAAAAAUAAAGAGAACUUUGAACUCCAAGCUGCUCAAGAAAAAGAAAAGCUUAAAGCUGAAGAAGAGCCCGAAGUCUUGACAGAGCCUCCAAGUGCCACAACCACUACAACCAUAGGUAUAUCUGCAACCUGGACCACCCUGGCAGGCUCCCAUGGUAAAAGAAAUAAUACCAUAACUACAACCAGUUCAAAGAGGAAAAACAGGAAAAAUAAAAUUACCACAGAAAACGUUCAAAUUAUAUUUGAUGAUCCACUACCAAUUUCAUAUAGUCAGCCAGAGAAGGUGAACGGAGAGUCCAAGAGCAGCAGCACUAGUGAGAGCGGUGACAGUGACAACAUGAGGAUCUCCAGUUGCAGCGAUGAAAGCAGUAACAGCAACAGUAGUCUGAAGAGUGACAAUCACUCACCAGCCAUGGCCACCACCCCUGCAGCCAGCAAGAAGCAGCCAUCUGUGCUGGUCACAUUUCCCAAGGAGGAGAGGAAGUCUGUUUCUGGCAAGGCUUCAAUAAAAUUGUCAGAGACUAUCAGUGAAGGGACCAGCAGUUCUCUGUCUACUUGCACAAAAUCUGGCCCAUCUCCCCUUUCCUCUCCAAAUGGAAAAUUAACAGUGGCAAGUCCCAAACGUGGGCAAAAGAGAGAAGAAGGAUGGAAAGAAGUUGUAAGAAGAUCAAAGAAAGUAUCUGUUCCAUCAACUGUGAUAUCCAGAGUGAUUGGAAGAGGAGGCUGUAAUAUCAAUGCUAUUCGGGAGUUCACUGGUGCACAUAUAGAUAUCGAUAAGCAGAAGGACAAAACGGGAGACCGGAUAAUAACGAUAAGGGGUGGCACCGAAUCAACAAGACAAGCAACUCAGUUGAUCAAUGCCCUGAUCAAGGAUCCAGACAAAGAAAUUGAUGAACUUAUUCCAAAGAAUCGUUUGAAAAGCUCCUCAGCAAAUUCCAAAAUAGGGUCAUCAGCACCUGUUACCACUGCUGCUAACAGUUCCUUAAUGGGAAUUAAAAUGACAACGGUAGCUCUGUCAUCAACAUCUCAAACUGCCACAGCACUCACUGUGCCUGCAAUUUCUUCUGCAUCUACUCACAAAACCAUUAAGAACCCAGUGAAUAAUGUGAGGCCUGGUUUUCCAGUUUCUCUUCCAUUAGCAUAUCCUCCUCCCCAAUUUGCACAUGCUUUGCUUGCUGCUCAGACUUUCCAGCAGAUCCGUCCACCAAGGUUGCCCAUGACCCAUUUUGGAGGUACUUUUCCACCAGCUCAGUCCACUUGGGGUCCUUUUCCUGUCAGGCCUUUGAGCCCUGCCAGAGCUACAAACUCACCUAAGCCUCACAUGGUGCCUCGCCAUAGCAAUCAGAACAGCAGUGGUUCUCAGGUGAAUUCAGCAGGUUCUUUAACUUCAAGUCCAACAACUACAACCAGUUCAUCAGCUUCAACGGUGCCUGGUACAUCUACAAAUGGCAGUCCAAGUUCACCUUCCGUCAGAAGGCAGCUUUUUGUUACAGUUGUGAAGACAUCUAAUGCCACCACAACAACAGUCACUACCACAGCAAGCAACAAUAGCACUGCACCCACAAAUGCCACAUACCCCAUGCCUACUGCCAAAGAACACUACCCAGUAUCAUCCCCAUCUUCCCCAUCACCACCAGCCCAGCCCGGAGGGGUUUCUAGAAGUAGCCCUUUGGAGUGUGGAUCAGUGUCUCCAAAUAAAGGAGCUUCUUCCUCUGAACAGGAAGCAGGUAGUCCACCAGUAGUAGAAACGGCAAACAGUCGACCUCCAAAUAGCAGCAGUUCUUCUGGGAGUUCCUCAGCUCAUUCUACUCAGCAGCAGCCUCCAGGACCUGUUUCUCAGGAGCCAAGACCACCUCUUCAGCAGUCUCAGGUUCCUCCCCUGGAAGUUAGAAUGACUGUCCCUCCUUUAGCAACAAGUUCUGCUCCAGUGGCAGUGCCUUCUACUGCCCCAGUGACUUAUCCUAUGCCUCAGACGCCAAUGGGAUGCUCUCAGCCUCCUAAAAUGGAAACCCCUGCGAUUAGACCACCCUCUCAUGGCACAGCUGCCCCUCUCAAGAAUCCAACUCCAGUGCAGAAUUCAUCUGUUGCAGUCCUCAGUGUCAAUCACAUUAAAAGACCUCACAGUGUUCCCUCUUCUGUCCAACUACCUUCAACCUUAAGUACACAAAGUGCUUGUCAGAAUUCAGUACAUCCAGCAAAUAAGCCUAUUGCUCCCAAUUUUAGUGCCCCUUUGCCAUUUGGGCCCUUUAGCACAUUGUUUGAAAACAACCCUACUUCUGCUCAUGCCUUUUGGGGAGGAUCUGUUGUUUCAUCUCAGUCAGCUCCAGAAUCUAUGCUAUCAGGAAAAUCCUCGUAUUUGCCAAAUUCAGAUCCUUUACAUCAGUCUGAUACUUCCAAAGCUCCAGGUUUUAGACCACCAUUACAGAGACCCAUUCCAAGUCCCUCAGGUAUUGUCAAUAUGGACUCGCCAUACGGUUCUGUAACACCUUCUUCUACACAUUUGGGAAACUUUGCCUCAAACCUUUCAGGAGGUCAGAUGUAUGGACCUGUGGCACCCCUUGGAGGAGCACCUGCAGCUGCUAACUUUAACAGACAACAUUUUUCUCCACUCAGUUUGUUGACUCCGUGUUCAUCAGCAUCCAGUGAUUCUCCUGCACAGUCAGUGUCCUCUGGGGUUCGUGCCCCAUCUCCUGCCCCACCAUCAGUACCUUUAGGGUCGGAGAAGCCCAGCAACAUCUCUCAGGACAGGAAAGUUCCAGUUCCAAUUGGGACUGAACGUUCUGCACGGAUCAGGCAAACGGGAACUUCAGCCCCGUCCGUGAUUGGGAGCAAUUUAUCCACAUCCGUAGGGCACAGUGGCAUCUGGUCCUUCGAAGGGAUCAGUGGCAGUCAAGACAAAGUAGACUGGUGUAACCCUGGGAUGGGAAACCCUAUGAUUCACAGGCCGAUGUCUGAUCCAGGAGUGUUUUCACAGCAUCAAGCCAUGGAGAGAGAUAGUACAGGAAUUGUAACUCCUUCUGGUACAUUCCAUCAGCAUGUUCCUGCAGGAUAUAUGGACUUUCCUAAAGUUGGGGGUAUGCCCUUUUCUGUGUAUGGGAGUGCAAUGAUCCCUCCAGUAGCACCUAUUCCUGAUGGUCCUGGAGGACCCAUCUUCAAUGGCCCUCAUGCUGCAGCAGACCCUUCUUGGAACUCACUGAUAAAGAUGGUUUCAAGCUCCACAGAAAAUAAUGGUCCUCAAACGGUGUGGACUGGACCCUGGGCACCUCACAUGAACAGUGUGCAUAUGAACCAGCUGGGCUGAGGCAGACGAGCUUGUUAGCCUGCAGAUUCCUUUUCAUUCACAGGAAAUCACAAGUGGCCAGAAAAACAAUUAUGCUCCCAAAUCAUUCUACUGAUGUGCUUGACUGAAGUGUGUAGGCUUUUUGCAGAAGAACUUACUAACUGACCUAUUUUCUGUGAACAUUUGUGACUGCCCACUCCCCAUCAUCGGUCAUUUUACCUUAGUUAGCUUUUUUUUCUUAUCAUUUUUCUUUUUUCUUUCCUUCUUCCCCUUCGGACAUAACUUUCUGUUGAAGCUGUUCUUUGGCUGGUUGGUUUUAGUACUGUAAACUGCUUCUGAGCAAACACGGAAAUUUAGCAAAAUUAUGUAAACUUGAUCCUGAGGUUUUAGAAUGACAAAUAAAUGUACAAUUGUUUACAUAACAGAAAAGGCUAAGCAGAAAGUAAAUUUCAAUAUGUCAGUAUAGAGGCUCUACUUUAUGUAGACUUAAAUUAAUGUGAGAUAUGUACCUUCAUAUUCAGAAAUCUGGAUGUUUCCUUCAUACAUUAAACUAUUAAUAAGCAUCACUUUUCUACUUGUGUAAUUUAAGCAUAAAGUGUGAUGGGCAUUAUUAGUGCUUGUUUCCUUACAUUGAUUUAAAACACCCAGCUUACUCUCACUUAGGUCUUUUUGUAGCAAGAUGCAUACAGAAAACAUUUCUUACUUUUCCCUAUCUUUCUAUUACCUUUUUUCACCCAACACACUCUUUCUCUCUUUACUUUCUUCUGUCCUUCCUUUGGCUCUGUAAUACUGGUAUAAAAUUCCCUAGAUGAAAAGGCUGUAAGGAUGUUCACAUGUAAUGGUUGCUCCAGAAAGAUAGAAUAUCUUCAUCACCAGUAGUUUCUUCAAAACAUAAAAUGUUUAGACAUUUUUAGACUAUAGAAGGCCACCGCUAUUCUCAGUCAACAUAUACAAGCUCUUAAUAUACUGUUCAUUAUUACAAACAAUUGAGUGUAGUAUUAUCUCAACAUUGGCUUUAUAUUCAUUUAGAGUCAACAUAAAAUUUAAAUUUUCAAUAAUUCAGUGAGUAUUUUCUUUUUUUUUCAAUUCAGAAGGCUUCAUGCUCUCCAUACUAACAUAUUAUCAGUGAAAAGGAUCAACAGCUAACUUGGGCCAAGUGAGAAAGUUUGUAUUUGUCAUUACAGAGAUUACUGUAGAUAAAUGGAUAUACAAUUACAAUGCAAAGUCUCCAUUCAUUGGGAUUUAUAUAUUCCAUUCACUUGAAAUAAUAAAACAAUAAUGUAUCCAAGAAUAUGUGCCCUACCCUGGCUCCUAUGGAAAAAUAAAUUGUCUGGUUGAAAUGUAAAAGUAAAGCAUGACAGUGAAGUCAUGUAUGCAUGAAUUCAUCUUUUUAAGUUAGACUCAAAUUCCACACUGGUAAAAAAUAAGCAUUAACUAAAAUUCAGGUAAUUUCAUUAAGAAUAGAGUUUUAAUACAGUUCUUUGGCAGCCUGAGUAAAGCAUCUAAAGAUAGUUUCACAAACAUCCUGAAGUCUAUAAAGAGCACAUUCCUGUCUUUUAAUUUAGGACAUGAUCUUAGCAGUAUAUAAAUUUGUCUUUCCACCUAUGAUUAAUAUGCCCAAAGUUAAAAUAUUUCUUAAAACAAUAUAAUUAUAGCACUUUAUUAAGAAAACAGGAUAUAAUAUUACUUAACAGAAACUCUUGCCAUUAUUCUGUAUUUUUUGUUUGAUUUUUGUGUUAACUGAGUUCAUUUCUACUUAUCCUUCGAAGAACAAAUAUUGCUCAACAGUUAUUAUAGCACAUGAGUUGUUGUGUCACUACAUAGAAUUUCUUAGCAUGAGCUGUUUCACUGAGAGCCGUGGGGAGAACACCUAUAUUUUCUCAGCUUGUGGAGCUGUGGGGCGGGGAAUUAGGUUGAAAUGCUCCACAUUUACAUUUUGGAAUCAAGCUUGUAAAGUACAGUGUUGUGGUUUUGGA
This is a messenger RNA of Octodon degus (degu), 10080 nucleotides long. It is a transcript of the gene Ankrd17, whose product is annotated as ankyrin repeat domain 17. Gene Ontology annotation, biological process: innate immune response. Gene Ontology annotation, molecular function: RNA binding; protein binding. Lineage: Eukaryota; Metazoa; Chordata; Mammalia; Rodentia; Octodontidae. The record is from RefSeq and is a predicted model, not a curated record. The coding region runs from base 368 to 8125 and encodes 2585 amino acids. The transcript has 34 exons. Gene Ontology annotation, cellular component: cytoplasm.